AUCAUCAGUCAAUUGUAAAUGCAAGAGUAGAGUUUACUGUGGUGUGUAAUAGAUUCUUACAAAGGCUAAUAUUAAAAUAUCGAAAAUAGUUUGCUCGGAUAUAAUUGCAUUAUUUACCGCAUCUAUUUUAUGACACAGACAGGCAAAAAACAGCUUUUCCAUUAAAUUUAGAACUAUAUUUUUCGAUUUAAACUAACUAUUGAAAUAAAUUUACUUCCUGUGUGGCCCGUGCUUCUAACAAAUACAAUUGCAGAGAAUGUAUUGAAUGAUGUAAAUAUUUGAAAUCAUUAACUAGGAAGUAAAUCAUACGAUGGCUACUGUGAUUCAGAAAAAUGGUUUGAAACUUUUGUCUAAUGGCAACGCACUAGCACAUAAAGUACAAAAUAUAAAUCAUUUUGAAGAAGUCAAAGAAAUAAUCGAGGAUGAGAACACUGAGAUCAACGAAAUCAGUUCUGAACAAUGUGAGCUCAAAAAUGAAAAGUAUAUCACAGAUGAAACCAUUGAAGAGCCUGAAAUAGACAUAGUAAUAAACAAUGUAGUUUGUAGUUUUAGUGUCCGAUGUCAUUUGAACCUUCGUGAAAUUGCUUUAUCAGGUGCAAAUGUAGAGUAUCGUAAAGAAAAUGGUAUGGUUACUAUGAAACUACGAAGACCCAACACUACUGCCAGUAUUUGGUCCUCUGGUAAAAUAACUUGUACUGGUGCAACUAGUGAGAUUGCUGCAAAACAAGCAGCCAGACGAUUCGCACGAUGUUUACAAAAACUUGGAUUCAAUGUGAAAUUCAACAAUUAUAGAGUGGUUAAUGUACUGGGAACAUGUUCCAUGCCUUUUUCAAUAAAAAUCAGUUCGUUUUCAGAGCAUCAUAGAGAAGCUGAUUAUGAACCAGAACUUCAUCCUGGAGUUACAUACAAAUUGAAAAGUCCCAAAGCUACAUUGAAGAUAUUUUCUACAGGAAGCGUUACCGUAACUGCUCCAAGUGUGGCUGAUAUUCAGGCUGCAAUCGAAUACAUAUUCCCCCUAGUUUACGAAUUUCGUAAAGAAAGGACCAAAGAAGAGAGAGAAGCGAUAGCAAGGAAAAAACUUAAACAAAUGGGCGAAAUUCCUUGGAUCGACUAUGAUGAUCAGGCAGAUUCAGAAACUAUGACAAUGUGCGAAUCAAAUAAUGUGAAUCACUAUACGUGGGACUAAAACAACGUAUUACCGAUUAACGUUUUUUUCUAGUUUUUACCGUCAAAAGGCUCGACCCUAGAUAUUUAAAAACGGAAAAGUAAAACCACUUAUUACCUUUGCUGAAUUAUAAGUUUACAUUAUUGUCUCCUAAUAUCUGUUGAGUUUUAGUUACUACUUGGUGAAUCUUCAUUUAAUUUUAGUUUCUCUUGAUGCCCCCUCUCCUACUAUUUAUAGUUAGGUAGUAAAUGUAAAAAAUGGUGGUUAAUACGAUAUGUUUUGGUGCAUCUCAUUUUAAAAACUUGUUUUUAUUGGAAUCCGCUUUUUUUUUGUUUUCAAGUAUUCAUCUUUUAGUUCAAUUUUGUUAAUUAUAUAUCGGAGAUAAUAUAUGGAAUUUUAACCAAUCCAUCUUCAAGGUUAAAUCAAUCAAUUUUCAUAUUAUUAUUUUUAUAUACCUUUUUGAUUUCUGGUAAACAAAAAAUUAAGUACUACUUUAAGUACAUAGAUAAUAAUGGAGUCUAAGCGGGGCUCAAAUAUUUCCUAUAAAAAAAUAUUUACACCUUCCAAAAAUGCGUGUAAAAUUAUUGUUCAAUUUCAAAUCGAAUAUUUGGUUUACUUUUCUUGUUUACAACUUUUAAUUUUUCUUUGGGGUCCAGCCGGUCAGUUUUUAACGCGAUGCUUGAAACCUAGUCAGGUAUUUUAUUUUGGUACAUAAAGACUGAAUGAAGUUUUCCUUUGUGAUGAUAAUGAUUUUGGUCAAAGGAGUAGAUUUUUAGUUUCUUAUAUGUUUUAUGUAGAUAAUUGUUUAGUUUUGCCUUUGAUAGAAAUCAAAGAUUUUAUUUAUACGUGAAAAUAGUACUAGAAAAAUCGAAUUAUUAAUUUAAUUUGAAAAAAUAAGUCGUUCAGUUUCCUGACGUUGGAAUAUUUUUGGAAUACUUUCUUGGCCAUACCAAAGUUUUUUUUAUAGUUUGGGAAUAAUAAGUUUAAAUUCAUUCCACGUCAUAGGAUUUUGGAAACUAUAUACAGAAAUCUGAGAAAUUGAUGACAUUAUAAUUGACUUCCUUGUUGAUAUUUGGAAAUAGAAUAAAGUUUUCUUAGUUAUUAUGUUCCUCAGUAGGAGUCCAUCAAUUUCUAUCUAAUUUUCUUCGAUUUCAAUAAAAAGGGAUGCUUUAAUUCUGUUGAUUACAUCGAUUGUAUCGACCAAAUUUCACUCAAUGCAAUUGAUAUAAUCACGAAAAACUGAAACUGGACGACUCGAAGCGUUUUUCUGUUUAAAAGAUUUUUGUCUGUCUUAUCAUGCUCUUUAUUUUAACCCUAAAGCUAUCUUUAAAACAAAAGUGUUGUCUAGAGAGUAAAGUUUGACUUUAAUAUGUAUAAUGUACUUUAUAUAUUUACAUUCUUCAAAAUGAAAAAUCAUUCUGGCAUGUAUACAAAUUUCUGAUAUAUUUUUAUAAAUAAUGUGUGUUUCUAUAGAUUUUUCAGUCUUGUAUAAAAAUUCAUAUAUAUCCUCUCAUUAAAAGAAAAAAAUAUUAAGACUCUCCAUCUUUAAUUAUCAAAAUUUAAGUUUUAAAAUAUGGAAGUAAGUAAUUAUCAAUUUUAUUUAUUUUUAGAUACAUAAAUAGAAUGUAUGAAAUUUGUUUUUCAUUUUCAUGUUUUGACUUUUGAAUUUUAGUAGUGGAUAUUGUAUUUAUAUUUUUAUUUAUACAUCAUUAAAAAUUUCGUUAGUAUGUUUAUAAACGAAAUGUCAAAAAUAAUUUCAUUAAGUCAAAAACUACGCCUCUAUUUCAAUAUAUCAAAGAUUUAUUCAUUAUAUUAUUUUUUCUGAAUUAAAAUAGGUAAAAAUUGAAAAUUGUUGAUAAUCAAAUAAAAAUCUUAUUGAUAAAUAUUGAAGUAUUAAAAUUUUGCAAUAAUAAGCAUAAACUUUUUUGAUAAACGAAAAAAAUUCUCAAGUUUGUGAGAAAUAAAUACAUAAUUAAUGUUUGAUAACAAUAUUCCUUAUGGGAUAGAAAUUAUAAAUAAAAACAAAUUUCCUUAAAUAAAUUAUGAAUAAACACCUCGAAGAUAUUUAGACAAUUGCCUUUCAAUGAUAAGCCUAUCCAUUUAAGUUAUAAAAAAUUGGUUGAACUCCGACUUGACCAUUUGGUUCUAUUCAUUUCAUAAAUAAAAUGUGGAUGAAAAACUUGCAUAAGCUCAAACUACAAUCACCUAAAUCAGGUCAAGACGUCUCCUACAAAAUUUCAAGGAUAUACAUAAUUAGGAAUGGAGUAAGUUAUCCAUGAUCUACCAUAUCUCUAUAGCUACAGAGCCUCAAAAAAAUUCCUAUAUAAAAAGAGAGUGAUAAGUAUCUUGUUACUUGAAAUACUGAAUUUCGAAUGGGAGCUAUCAGGUUUUAGAGUGAAGUAUCCGAAAUUUAAUGUCAAAUAUCACUAUUUUAUUGAAAGCUUCAAUAAAUAAUAAUCAAGAUUGAAACUGGGAGGGAAUGUUUCAUAUUUAAACUUUGUUUUUGCGCACGCUAUACUUCAAGAAGUCAUUUAUCAAUGGCAUCAAUUCAACUGGUGAGCACAAAAAGAUAGCCCUCAUUGAACAAACCAAUGAGCACAACAUUUUGUUGUAACCACUUCAUUAAACAGAUUGUUAAAUUUAUUUUGCAAAAAUAUGCUUAGUCGGAAAAAAUCAAUUAUCAAUAUAGAUAUACACUAAGUUUAAAACUGUUUUUUUUUUUCAAAACCAAAUUAUAGUUUCUCAAUACUAAUUUUUAUUUAUUAUGUCUUCAAGAUAUUUCUAUAUUUGGGCACCUUACAAGAUACAAAAUUAUUUUCCUAUCCAUAAUAUAAACAUUGGAUUAGAUAAGAAUUUAUGAAUCGAAUCUUUGCAAUAAACUUAAAUAAUUUGCAAAUUAAAUAUUACCAGAAACAGCUUGUAAUAAAUGAUGGAUUUCAGUUUUUGUAUUAUUUAUUUGUAAGUUUCCAGGGAGAGUGGAAACUACAUAAUUUUAAUAAUGUCUGUUUGUAACAUGUCUUUUGAUUCUCUAAUGAAUAGUAUAAAAAUGUUAAAACCGUCAAAAGUGAUUAACGUGGUGUUAUUAAUUUGGAGUUGAUCUGUUAUUGACAUUAAGUUUGCAGUAUUUAUCAAAACAAUUACUUUUAUAGGUCAGGCAUAUAGCUAUAAAUACGUCUUACUCUUCUGUUCGUUUUCAAUCGAUUUUUGUAAAAAGAAUCUGGAUACAGAAGAAACACAGAUUAAUCUUAAUAAGUUUACAAAGAAAAAUAAUUUAAUAUUCAAAAAUCAAAUUUAAAUAACUUUUUACACGCUAAUAAUAAUAAAAAUUCAACGUGAGAAAAUAUAGUAUUGCUUCAAUAAGUAUUCAUUUUCUGUGACAUUUUCUUAUUUGCUGAAAUAAAACCAGGAAAAUUUAUAUGGUCUAGUGUGUGGUCCAAGGCUACAUGAAUCAAAGUAAAAUAUUUUUAAAACAUUUGUAUAUACCUGUCAUGAUUAAAUCAAUAUUUUAUGAAAAUCAGUUUAGAAUUCACUAUAAGAAAAAAGUAUAGCAGUACUUUAUAUCAUGAAGCAGAAGAUUAUAUCAAGUUCUUCAACAAUUAUCUGGCUGAAUUGAUGACAACAGUUGAAAUAUUAUAAAUUAUUUUUUAGGCUCAUAUCAUAUUUUCAUAUUCUAUAUUUCUGUACUCCAAAUAUUUAUACAGAACAUAACACAAAAUUUUACUGUCAUAAUCGUAAGUUUGAAUACUAAUUUUUUAUAAAAUACAUUCUAUAAAUGUCUAGGCAUCUAUGAUAACAAAAAUCUAGUUGGAAAAGUAUUAUAAUAAUUAUUUUACCAACUGUUUCAAAUAUCUCAAAGAUGUUGAAGAAACUUGUACCGUAUCUCACAAACUAGAAAAGCGAAUUAGGCUAAUAACAAUCAUGAAUAACUGAAUGUUUUAACUUGUAUGAUAUACAAUAUAAAAAUUAUAAAUCAACCCACAGAUACUAGGUAAACGAAAUAACUUGUAAAUACUGUGUAAAUUUUCUUUAUAUAUCUAAUUCACUAUAAGAAUUUUCAAGUUUUAUAUACAUGUUAUGUUUAAUUUCAUCUUUAUUAGGCCUAGUAAUAUCGAUUUGCAUUUUUACACGUGUUUUGUCUUAAUCCCUCAAAAUAAAAUAAUGUAGACAUUUUUAUAAAUGGAAUCAAUUUUUUAUUAUUGGGGUAAAAAAUCAAACUUUAAACCUAACAAAUUCUCUUCUCCAAAAGAUAUACUACUUUAUUAUUUAUCUAUCGAAAUACAACGUGUCGUUAAAACAAAAUAAAAUCAUUUAUAAAAAAUCUGUUAUUACUUAUAUAAUAAUACUCUGGCUAUCACAUUCAAAUGCACAUUCAUUAUAUAUACUAGUUAGAAUUGCAUUAAGUUUUAUUCUACUCAGUGUCUUUCUUCACAAUCUAGUACUUAUUAUAUUUGUACAGGUUAGUAGUAGUCAAAUACCGAAAAAUUAUUCAUUUUUUGCAUUUAUAUCUGUAAAAUGGUACUUCUUAGCUUUUUUAUUCAAAAAACCAUGAUUAAUUUACCACCGCUUCGAAAUUAUAUAAAUUUAUUAUUCUGAUGUACAUAUUAACUCGAUUUGAUGAAUCGUCACGUUUAAAACACCUACAAAGGAGUUGAUGUUAAAUGUAUCAUUCUUGGCCAAAAUCGCAUAGUAGAAGCAAUUAUAAAUCUUUGAGCCUUAACGAUAGUAAUAACAAAAUAAUAGUUAAUGUUGCAUGAAUGUGUUCUUGUAUUCCCCAGAAGUUAUAACAAAUAAUGAUAUGCUUGAUUCGUAUAAUCAGAAGAAUCAUACUCAUCAUCUUAAUACGAAAUAUCUUAUUUAAAUACUAGAUACAGGGUUUUAUAGUUGAAAAUAAUAAAUAAUUAGGUGGUGUGUGGAGCAUAUAACAUUGGCAAUAAUUAAACUACACGUUAAAUGUAUUAUAGAAAAAUGCGUGAAACCAAGUAAAUAUUUUUGGAUUUUCCUAGUUAACUCUUUUAAAUUUUGAUUAACUGAUAUAAACUUUAUAGUCCGAAAAAUCGUUAGUAUUUUUUCCUUCUUUUGUUCAAAGAUAUAUUUUGACGACUACAGUAAAUGUUUUGAUAUGUAACUUGCGUAAAAUAUGUCUAUACUGGGUUCCACACAUUUGUUCAUCACCGUAUAUUUUUUUUACUAUCAAUAUCAUUCCUGUAUAACAUAUCGAUGUGGUAGUUAGAUAUUUAGGAUCUGAAAAGAGUACUGUUAUGAUUUCUUUAAAAAAAAUCAUGUAGACGUUUUUCUAUUAAAAUUUCUUUAGAUGAUGAUGAUGAUGAUGAUAAAUUUCUAGUAAUUGUAAUGUAUUAAACAUGUGUGACUUCUAAAGAUAUAAUGGGCAAUAGUCAUUAAGUAAAGCAAAACUUUUUUACAAAACAAAAAGAUCAUUUUUUGAUAGAAUAUAUAAUUCUACAUAUUUGUAUGAGCAAUUGUGGCUUUUUUAUGAGUAUAGCCCAUCUUUUUGCCGAGACAAAUAUUUUUGAUUACACAAAUUAUAAAUACCUUUUAUUUCUAUUUGUCAGUAUAAGCGAUCGACAUUUUACAAUUACUGACAAUUUGAAGUUUGUACCAAAAACAGAUAAUUUAGUUGUUAAAUUUCUUCAUUUUCGCUUUUCUGUGAACAAUUCGUUCAAUUGUAUGUUUCUUUUUACUGUAGCCUGUAAUAAAGUUUUCUCAUACUGUU
This is a messenger RNA of Diorhabda sublineata, 6896 nucleotides long. RefSeq names its product TATA box-binding protein-like 1 (gene Trf2). The record is from RefSeq and is a predicted model, not a curated record. Gene Ontology annotation, molecular function: DNA binding; general transcription initiation factor activity. Gene Ontology annotation, biological process: DNA-templated transcription initiation. The transcript is spliced from 3 exons. NCBI's taxonomy places the organism in Eukaryota, Metazoa, Arthropoda, Insecta, Coleoptera, Chrysomelidae. The coding region runs from base 311 to 1186 and encodes 291 amino acids.